CGACAAUCCAUCCAUCGCGCCCUUGCCUUCGUGAGCUGUGUCGCCCACCCAGCAGAACGCCAUUCAAUCCAGUUUGUGAGCAGAUUAGAACUAUCGACGCGCCACACACGCAGACGACUUCACCCACACUCCUCAUCAUGGCCUCUCGAGGCGGCAUGUACGCCAAAAUGGCAGCAGUGUAUGUAGCACCUUCCUCGUAUCCCACUCUGCAUUGCCAUAUCAUACUGUACCAUUACGAGAUCGUCACAACCCAGAGCUCAAGCUGACUUCCUACACCCCAGCUUUCUAACAUGCUGCAUCGGUGGUCCGGCCCUGAUGUACUAUGUCACCCCAUCCGAAGGCGAAGUCUUCAAACGGUUCAGCCCCGACCUACAGAAGCGCAACCUCGAGCUCCGUGACCAGCGGACGAAGGACUACGAGGUCUUCCUCGGCCAGCUCAAGGAGUACAGCAAGUCCGACAAACCCAUCUGGACGGCCGCCGCCGAGGCGCAGGCCAAGGCGAGGGAGGAAUUACAACUCAAAGAGACGCAGGAAAAGGCGCUGCAACAAAAGAUGAGGGAGGAGAUGAGAGCCGCCCAGGCGCAGGGAAGAUGACAGUACUAGCCACAUUCAAGGGGGGGACGAAUCAUUCUCUCGGCACGCUACCUAGGCUUUUUUGUUGUUCGAUCUGAAUGCCGGCAUCCACGAUCGCACUCUCCGCGAGCUUGAUGCAAAAGAAGACAAUCAGGCGGCAAGGCUAUGGAGUACAGGUUACCUUCAUCUCGGACCUGUGAUCUUUCUUCCCCCCAACCGACCUUCAAGAGGUGGUUCGGAAUGUUUGUCAUGAACACGCCAACAGCCUUCAUCCGAUGCGGAGGAUCCGUUCAUUUGGGGAUUCUAGCAUACUCAAUCGACGAAUAUAGCAUCGCCUCUUACGACCUCAAGUCCUUCGACAUCUUACCCAUCUCCAAACAGGCGUUAUCAGAAAUCUAUGAACGAUUGAUGAGGAAAUCAUAAUUCUUAUAGGCAAAGAUGUAUGUGUACAACAAAAUCAUAUGGAUUCUAUUCCAGGGUAUCACGGCAAUGUCAUCUUCCGGCCAUGGCAGUCGCUCGAGUCUUUCUACUCUCGGCUUUUCAAGCUAUUCUAACACAUAAACUCCCCGUUGUAUUGCCCCGGGACAUCAGGGCAUCUCAUAGGAGUUCAGGAACGUCACUCUCGAUUCUUCGUCAAGGCGGUUUCUCGCGAGUGACUUCAACUCAAGCCAGAAACUAAGAAACAC
Messenger RNA from Exophiala oligosperma, 1259 nucleotides. RefSeq lists its product as hypothetical. The record is from RefSeq and is a predicted model, not a curated record. Gene Ontology annotation, cellular component: mitochondrial membrane. NCBI's taxonomy places the organism in Eukaryota, Fungi, Ascomycota, Eurotiomycetes, Chaetothyriales, Herpotrichiellaceae. The transcript has 2 exons. The coding region runs from base 316 to 594 and encodes 92 amino acids. Gene Ontology annotation, biological process: mitochondrial respiratory chain complex III assembly.